CCCUCCGUCGCGUGUCAGCUGAUUAGGGAUUGGCAGGACGCAUGACUCCAGCCAGCGAGCUCUGUCCACUGCUGAAGAAGGAAGCGGGUGGGUGCAGUGGAACCUGUUUUCCAUUUUGACUGGGAGAGAGCCGGAGUGCUGUGCGGAGUCUCAUCAGUGUAGUUUGGCUGUCCAAGGUGGCUUCAGGAGAGUGACUCACGCCACACAGCAUGGGGUCUGAUGAGUCAUACAACUUUGUCUUCAAAGUGGUUUUGAUAGGAGAGUCUGGAGUUGGGAAGAGCAACCUUCUUGCCCGGUUCACCAAAAACGAGUUCAAUCAUGACAGUCGCACCACCAUCGGCGUGGAGUUCAGCACCCGCACCAUUCAGCUGGACAACUACAUCAUCAAGGCGCAGAUCUGGGACACAGCAGGACUGGAGCGUUACCGGGCCAUCACCUCGGCGUAUUACAGGGGAGCAGUGGGAGCCCUGCUGGUGUACGACAUCACCAAACAACCAACCUACGAGAGCGCGGAGCGCUGGCUGAAGGAGCUGUAUGACCACGCUGACCCCCACAUGGUAGUCAUGCUGGUGGGGAACAAGACUGACCUGGAGAGCAUUCGAACCGUGCCCACUGAGGAGGCCAAGGACUUUGCAGAGAAAAACAAUCUAAUGUUCAUGGAGACCUCAGCGAUGGACUCCACCAAUGUUGAAGAAGCUUUCAAUGAAGUUCUCACAGAGAUCCACAGGAAAGUGGCCAGCAGAGAAGUCACCCGGGGCUCCAUCAGCGCCGUCACGCUGUCCAGUCCCAAUGGACCCGCCAGCGAGGCGCAGGCCGGGCGGCGAGGCUGCUGCAAAAGCUAGUAACAGACUGCUGUCCACAGAAUCAAGCCAUGUUGAAACACAAACCACAGUGUGGAUUUGGAACGGCCUUCGCUUUUAGUCUUUUUCGAUUGGCUGCCUAAAUUCCCUCUUCAACGUUUUCUCCUGUAUCGAUAACUACUGUGCUACUUAAUAAUAAUGACGGAACAUAUUGUUGUAAGCAUUGUCUGACACAAAGAAACUUCAGAUGCGAAUUAAGGAGAAGAGAUCCUGCUAUUUAUUGACAUGAUUUAGAGUCAGUUUCAGACUUCCUCAGUUUGUUUUUGGGUUGAACCCAAAUGUCAAGAAGCAUUUUUAUUUGUUUUGGAUUUUUAAAAGCCUUGUUCCACAGUGUGUGUUGAAGAUGCGCUCCGUUUUUAAAGAACUGAAAUUCACAUUGACUAAAUAAUGUUGUUUUU
This is a messenger RNA of Synchiropus splendidus (mandarinfish), 1258 nucleotides long. RefSeq names its product ras-related protein Rab-25-like. Gene Ontology annotation, biological process: exocytosis. Gene Ontology annotation, molecular function: GTP binding; GTPase activity. The record is from RefSeq and is a predicted model, not a curated record. Lineage: Eukaryota; Metazoa; Chordata; Actinopteri; Syngnathiformes; Callionymidae. Bases 210 to 842 code for a protein of 210 amino acids. Gene Ontology annotation, cellular component: recycling endosome. The transcript has 5 exons.